Bombus huntii is the source of this 4919-nucleotide messenger RNA. RefSeq lists its product as uncharacterized. Lineage: Eukaryota; Metazoa; Arthropoda; Insecta; Hymenoptera; Apidae. Gene Ontology annotation, biological process: regulation of calcium ion-dependent exocytosis; cellular response to calcium ion; calcium-ion regulated exocytosis. Gene Ontology annotation, molecular function: SNARE binding; calcium-dependent phospholipid binding; phosphatidylserine binding. Bases 351 to 3338 code for a protein of 995 amino acids. The record is from RefSeq and is a predicted model, not a curated record. The transcript is spliced from 14 exons.
GGCUUCAGUCAGUCGUGCGAGGAGCGGGACUCGCUAGGGUGGAAGGCUCGUUGCGACCGUUCUGGUCACCCUUGCCUCGGGACAGACUCCACCUGUUUAUCAUUCCGUCGCGUAAACCAACAAUAGACGCACCGUGUGAAACGCGAAACGUGGGCGGAAAUGUCGCCGACGUCGAUCAAGAGAAAGAAUCGCGGGCUGAUCGAACGAUACACGAGAUAAUCGUCGUUGAAAAGGGGUGGAUGGAGUGCCGGCAGCCUAACCAGUGAUUUCGGCGUGAUAAGCAGCUUAAUUGAUCAGGUUCGGCGGUCUGAUUGGAUUUGUGGUCGGGCCUGGAUUUAGCAUUAAGAAGGAUGGGUUGGACGCUCACCGUUCUUGGGGUGGCUUUAGCCAUUGUCGUCGUGGCUAGCGCCGCCCUGGCACUUUACAGGAGAAGGUAUUGCAUCAACUGGCAAUGGAGCGCUAGAAACAUUUGGAACAUCUGCGAGCAAUGGCGACAAAGGCUAUCGUGGUUAUGGGCGCCGCGAGAAGAAAAGGUUGGUUUAGUGAAAGCACAACAUCCAAUAGCCCAGACAAUUCCCGGUUUAUAUCGACAACCUGGAAAUGCAUCUCAACAUUUGCUUCACAGCGACAGCGACCUCAGACUCGACGCGCAAGGAGCUUUCACCAGAUUCGAACCGGUAGAUAGAGAUCUUCAUCCGCCUCUGGGCACUGCUACCGGCAGCACCAUACCACCGCAGCCUUUGAGACCAGCACCUCAACCAAGGCCAACUUCACGUCCAAGGCCAUCUCCGCUUCAAACCUCCAGCACAGUAGACUACCUGAGAAUGCAGGAAGCUGGCCCGGUACCUCUGACACCGCCGCCAUCGUUGCAGAGAGCAUCGAUUCCUUCGAGGUCGAACGGUCCGUCGGUCUUUCUUUUCCAGAACGAGCCCAUGAAAAAUUAUGCAUUACAUCAAGCAUCGAACGACCACGGUUCGUUUAGAUUCGACGGUGAGAAACCGAACACUAUGACGAAUGAGAAUAUUCAGAUGACACCGUACGGCUCACAAAAUCACAUCGACGCAAGAUUGAGAUACGAAUUCGAGGAAGAACCGAGGAAAGAGCAGAAUAGGCACAAUCCUUACAGGCAAUUCGAUACCGGCCUCGAAUCGACAAGAAUUAGGUACGGUGUACAUGGUGUACCUAUAGCUACGCUAGAUGGGAAAGGGGACGAGGACAACAACACGAGCUACGGCAGUUACGACAUCGUCCAAAGGAAUCACAUAAUACGGCAACAUGUCCGGAAUGAUUCGAGAAGCUCGCCAAGCAGUUUCGAUAUGACGAAUUCUUCGAAUGCCGCCAGCCAGACUAUCAUGGGAUCGAUAUACGGAUCCGAGGAACUAUCCAAGAUGCUUCGCAGCACUCAGAGUCUCGGCAACGACCUCGAUCGUAAGAGCAACGAGAUGCAAAGCAUCGAGAUGACGCCCUUUACAAGUUCCAGCCUUCAGGACGAUAUCAGCCCGUGCUACCUGUUUCGCGAGAAUCAAGGGUUGCAAAAGGUCUCGCAAUAUAUUCAGAGCUUACCCGAUCUUCCUAUAUACGACUCGAUCAACGACCUCGGACUCCACCGAGAUCAGGAUCGCAUCCUCUACGAUGACACGAUUCAAACAUCGAUCAACGCGUUGAAGGUCAACAGUGAGGUAGCUUCCAGUCCGAUACCACCGCCACCCGCGCCACCUGACCCACCGAAAGAUGUGCCAAAGAAGAACGGCCAGACAACCGGCGAAAGAAUAUUCAACGCUCUCAGAUUGGUCACGUCUCACAGCUACAUCGACGCCUCGGAAUUUUACAACUCAGUCGUAUCCUCGGCACAACAAGUUCAACGUUUCACCUUCCCAUCGAGAUCUCCGUCGUUGGUGGUGGAGGAUAACUCCACUACUAGACUGCACGAUGAAGUUCAAGAUAUUUACGCGGAGAACGAUUCCGAUGUGAUAGGUCCUGACGGCUCUAGGCGUAGCUCCGAUCUUUACAGUCCUGAACUCAAUUUAGAAGCACAUAGAACUGCACAAGAGGUGUACAAUAGUUUACAAGAUCCACCGUCGUCGCCGUUGUUAGUUAAAGAUCACAGUCAAGAGGUUUACACGUAUAUGACUGACCCAAGCUUCACGAGAACCUCAGAGGAUAUUUUAAACAGUAUCGAGCAAAGAAAAAAAAGUAUGGAGAGAUUGAACGGUAUCCAUGAACUCAACGAACUCGAUGACGCUGACUCGUUAAGAAAACGAAACAGUCACGACUUUUUUGUCGCACUGGAGGAAGCGCAAUUGAAGCGAAAGUUCUCUCAGGCAUUUGUCACAAACUACACGAUGAACGAUUACAAUGACAUCAAUCCCGGAAGUCGUCGUGGACCUCAGGGCCCGGAUCCAGAGCCACCGCCGGAUGAAUCGAACCUAAAAAGGGCAAUAAGCUGCGAAAGUGUAUGCUCGGAUACCAGUGUAGUGUUAAACGAUCUCGAAGAAGCACCUGUCGUCGGUCAUGUGUGCGUCGGUGUCCAGUACGACAGAUGGGGUGGCCGAGGUGCUGAUAGCGAGGGUGAUCUCGCGGUCAGCGUUCUCGAAGCCAGAGAUCUCGUCACCUCGGACGGACAACCUGCUCAAGAUACCUUUGCCAGAGUUUGUCUGUUACCGAAUAGACAAUUACACGUGAAAACCCGGCUGUAUAGAGGCAGUCCGUCGCCUAGUUAUCAAGAAAACUUUUUGUUCCCCCUGGACGAUGGUCCCACUGGAAGAACUCUUCUCGUUGAAGUAUUUUCUGACGAGACCAGUAUAGGUGAUGGAACAUCCCUCAUCGGAGAAGCUAGGUUACGUCUAGGACCCGCCUCAAGAGCACCUGCAACUACGUGGUUACCACUUCUGGGAUCAGCUUUGCCCACGCCAAGACUUGGAGAGUUGAUGUUCUCUUUGAGCUACUUGCAAACGGCUGAAAGACUCACCCUGGUGGUUGUGAAGGCUAGAAAUUUACAUGGUGUCAGUACCGUGCCCGGUGAUUUCUUCGUUAAGGUUUACUUGCUACAACAAGGCAAAAAGAUCCACAAGAAGAAGACGUCUGUGAAAAAGGGAGAAGAAAGUCCAAUCUUCAACGAGGCAAUUAUUUUUAACGUUCCCAGUCAUAUUCUGCAGAACAUACAGAUAAGGCUAACUGUAGCGGAAGUAAACAAUGAACAGGGUGUAAAUUCGAAGCCGUACUCCGUCGGACACGUUAUCGUGGGACCUACGUCAGCAGGACGAGCAUUCGUCCAUUGGCGACAAAUGUUGGCUGCUCAAAGACGCCCUGUCGCCAUGUGGCAUCCGCUCAGGAAAUGAAAGGAUCGCGUAGGAUGUUGGCAAAGCGAAUAUAUAAUAGAACGAAAAUCUGCACGGAUUUAAAGUAUACUGGGAGAACGGUAGGAUUACGUAGACACGAUGUUGUAGUGAGUCAUCCUGAUAUUCGUCCGAGUUUUCAGCCGUUCACUUUUAAAAAGCAUUAGGUACUUUCCCAUGCUUCAACGAUUUUCUUUGGAAUUAGAGCAACAUUGCAAAUUACGAUAUAGAAAUUUCAAUCUUUCAAAUAGGAGAAUUCUGAUAAGCAUUUUCGAUUUUCGAGGUCUUCCUAUUUUUGAGAAUAUUUCCAUUCAAGAGAAAGAAGCUUGAGAAGGAAAUGAAGUUACGUUUUUUUAAAUAGACCGUUCGAAACUGCGUGAUCUUUUAGAAUAACCCAAUAAUAUACAGUAUUAAUUAAUAGUCUAUUUUCAUUAACAAAAAGAAUAUAGAAGAGAGAAACCUAGAUGAUUUUGUUGACCUUUGAAAGAAACGAUCACGUAUAAUUCGUUGGAUUUAUUGUAUAUAAAUUCGUGAAUUUACAGGGUGCUGACAAACUUAAGGCCUCAAUGCGAAAGAUUUUUCUAUUCACGUUACGAUUACUUGUAAGUAUUUUACCGAAUGUCCAGCUUUCUCUCUUUAACCGUUCUCCUCUAUGCUCUAACGAGAAAGCACACUCGUAAACGUGUGGCGACACGUUCCAAGCAGAAACAUGACAAUUCAACAAAAUCUACAAUUCAUCGUUUUCGAUUUGAUGGUAUAAAAUUCUCAAUGUCAAACUCGUAUCCUAUUGUACAUGUACUAAAUGGAUGUACAUGAUAUGUUGUUUCGUCUAAUGAUAAGAUUCGAAUUGACGGCUCCGUGACGAAAGCUCACGCGAUUUGCUCCAACGUGAAUCACGACACAAGGUUACCGUUAAAAUGGAAGAUAAACAAGCAAAAUUGUAAGAAACGUGAGAAUGAAUCGGGAUGUAACACGGAGCUGAUAUCAAUCAUUUCAGACUGAUAUAUCGAUAUCAAAAGUCAUCGUCAAGCACAAAUCGCUGUAGGUUCUAAAUGGAUCCACAUCGUUCUCCAUACCGUGUGUCCCUCCACGAGGAAGGUUCGAACGAACUUUGUGACGAGACCGCUAGAUUCUCGCUACGAGGCUCAAAUAUUUGUAUCGAGAUAUCGUAUACGGCCGGCGAAUGUCAGAGCCAAGGAAUAUCCUUUUUGCCUUUGUGAAUUAAACAUCAAAUUGCAUACGAAAUUAUGCACAAACCAACCCGUACGAAUUAGCGAUGGCAUUAAAAAAUGUGUUCUCCUCUUCUUUCUCAGUUUCUUUUCCUUUGCAAAGGAAUACACGUAUAAACCGAUACAUUUUAGAAAAGCUUAAUCGAACCUUCCUUACGUGUAUAAAGAAAUGUCCAUCAGAGACAUCUUCUGAAUGUAUUCCGUAUGUACCUAUGUUGAUAUUAGUUAGAAUGCAGUUUGUUUCUUUUUCGAGAGAGAAAAAUUACCCUUUUCCACGUCGGAUAAUCAUCGUGUUCUUUAACGCCAGGAUUAUUUAUUAAUUUUUGUACGAUACUUGUAAAAAAAAAGAAAACAU